This is a messenger RNA of Ipomoea nil (Japanese morning glory), 1743 nucleotides long. RefSeq names its product UDP-glycosyltransferase 89B2-like. Lineage: Eukaryota; Viridiplantae; Streptophyta; Magnoliopsida; Solanales; Convolvulaceae. Bases 78 to 1580 code for a protein of 500 amino acids. The record is from RefSeq and is a predicted model, not a curated record. Gene Ontology annotation, molecular function: UDP-glycosyltransferase activity. The transcript has a single exon.
UUCUUCCGCCACCCAAUAUUGUCUGGUUAGCAUAUAUCAUCCUCUGUUCAAUCAGAUUACCACCUAUCCCGCCGUGAAUGGCUCCUCCGACCACCACCGUGUCAGAACGCCGGAGCCGCCGGGUACACGUCCUGGUAUUCCCGUAUCCAGCUCAAGGCCACAUGCUACCUCUCUUAGAUUUCACUCACCAACUCGCCCUCCGUAACGUCGUCAUUACCGUACUCGUCACCCCCAAAAAUCUCCCUCUUUUGUCCCCUCUUCUCUCACGCCACCCCUCCAUCAACACCCUCGUUUUGCCUUUUCCGGCCAACCCUUCCAUCCCCGCCGGGGUCGAGAACGCCAAGGAUCUCCCUCCUAGUGGCUUCCGUGUCUUGAUGGUCACUCUCGGCGGCCUCCAAGGCCAAAUCGUCGACUGGUUCCGCCGCCACCCUUCUCCGCCCACUGCUAUUAUCUCCGAUAUAUUCGUGGGUUUCACCCACCGCCUUGCCGCGGAGGUCGGCGUUCGACGAUACGUUUUCUCCCCGUCCGGCGCGAUGGCCAUGUCCGUUAUCUUCAGCCUGUGGCGUGAGAUGCCCAAACGCAAGAAUCCGAACGAUGAGAGUGAGGUUUUCCGUUUUCCCAAUGUUCCUAAUUCUCCCGAAUUCCCAUGGUGGCAGCUCUCUCCGGUUUACCGGAGCUACGUGGAGGGAGACCCGAGCUCCGAGUUUAUCAGACAGAUGUACUUCGACAACACGGUGAGUUAUGGGGUGUUGUUCAACUCGUUCAGUGCGGCGGAAGGGGUGUAUUUGGACUAUCUGAGGACGUAUUUGGGGCACGACCGGAUCUGGUCCGUCGGCCCCCUUCUGCCGCCGGACGGCCCGGCGGAGAGGGGCGGAUCCGCCGCAGUUUCCGCCGCCGACAUACUGAGUUGGCUCGACUCGCGCGAGGACAACUCAGUGAUUUACGUCUGCUUCGGCAGCCAGGCAGUCUUAACCGACCAGCAAAUGGAGGCCCUAGCGGCGGGGCUAGAAAAGAGCGGAGUCAACUUUCUAUGGUCAACCAAGGGCCCCACCAAGGGCCACGUGGGCGAAGGAUACGGAACAAUACCGCCUGGGUUCCAACAACGGGUGGGCCCGAGAGGGCUGGUCAUCCAAGGCUGGGUCCCACAAACGCUGAUCCUAAACCACCCCGCCGUGGCGGCGUUUUUAACCCAUUGCGGCUGGAAUUCAACGAUGGAAGGCGUAAUCGCCGGCGUGCCGUUGCUGACGUGGCCGAUGGGAGCCGAUCAAUACACUAACGCUAACCUCCUGGUGGACGAGCAUAAAGUUGCGGUCAGAGCGAGUGAGGGUGAUAAGACCGUUCCCGACUCGGACGAGUUGGCUGGUUUACUCAGCAAAGCCGUGAAAGAGAAAGGAGCAGAGGUGAGGGCUAAUGCACUGCGGCUGAGAACGGCGGCGAUGGAUGCUAUCAAGGACGGUGGAGAUUCCUUCAACAAUCUCGACAACUUCGUCAAACAUUUGUACGAAGAGGCUUCGGAAAUUCCUAAGGAAUCUUCGAACUCUCCGAUGAUUUCCGCCCCGGUUCCGGCAUUUGCUGCUUAGUAUAAAGACGUGUGAAUUCACCAUCACUGUAUUACAUACAAGUUACUGGUUAAGGUUUCAUGUCUUAUGUUUCUUAAUUUGGUGUUUUAAUGGACCUAUUAUUACUAUAGAAGACUAUUAAGUCUUUUUUUUUUUUUUAGUAAAUUCUAAUUUCAUUUUUGAU